AUGCGACUGUCUGGCAUCCAAUCCUCUCGCCUCUUCCACAUCCCCCGGCGAUUCCGCACCAUCCAACCUCCCCAGGAUGACGACGUUUUCGCCAACAGUCUGCGCAAAACCCUAGAGGCGCAUCGCGCCUCUAACCGCGCUCGUCUCAUCCGCAAAACCUACCCUCGUGCUCCAUCUCCGGGCCUCUUUAGACCUUACAUUCCGCCCGAAAACCGUGCAGGUUACCAGCCACCACUGCCGGCGCCGCUAUCGCCACCGGUGAUUAGCCCCGAGCUAGAUCUGUCUGGGAAGGCGAGCGCCAAAAAGCGCUCACGCAGGCGGACCCCAGAACCUAGCACCCACUCGACGGAUGACCGACCCGAGAGGAAUGCAAUUCGGUCCGUGGGUGAUGUGGGUUGUGGUCGACUGGGUGAAACACCGUGGUUGAGCUAUCUGGCCAACGCUGGUGCUCCUGGUCAUGCUUCUGCAUACUUGGAUGCGGAGAUACAAGCUUUGCACCGCUAUUUAGCUCCGAGCUCCAGCGAGGAAAACCGAGCUUCUCGGCUCGGUGAGGAAGUCUCUUCGUUACUGAAAUCAAUUGUUCCACAUACACCGACACUCAUCGGAUCCCGCCGUACGGGUCUUGCGCUGGCGCAUUCAGACCUGGACUUCCUCCUACCCUUUGAAGAUCUCCCGCGGUCCUUGGAGAGAACUCGCAGACCAAGUCCGACUCGUCCUCAGAUCCGAGAUGCACACUUGAAUCUACUCCGUCAAGUCGAAUCAACGUUGCAGAGUGCUCCAGAGUUCAAAGACCAAGUCCGUCUGUCUGGAAAGCGCAGCCUCGUGCUAGAAGCUCGACAUCGUCCCACGGGCUUAUUGCUGCAAUUCUACUGUGGUGAACGGGUACCUGCGUUCACGGAGUAUCUACAGGAUUACUUGGUAGAGUACCCAUCUCUACGACCGCUGCACGCAACAACACGUGCUUUGCUCGAAGCUCGUGGUUUAUUCGGAUCCUCGCAAGCGGGUAUUAGCUCCGAUGCACUAUCCAUGCUGUUAGUUGCAUUCUUGAAGAUGAACCACGGCCGCUUCCCUGGUCCGCACCGUCUCGGCGAUCAGUUACUUGCUUUCCUUCAGCUGUACGGCAGGGAUGUUGACUUGAGGUCCGUCGGCGUCGCGGUUGAUCCACCGAGCUUUUUUGACGCGGGUACUCUGCGGGAAACUGAUGGGGUAGAGGAGUCUGCGUAUGUUCGUGGUCAACGGUCCCUCAUUGCUGCUAAGCGUACUGCUGCUGCAAGAGGGAAUUUGCCUGCUAGUCGUCGGUUAUGCGUGCAGGAUCCGACGCAUUACAUGAAUGACUUGGGUCGGUCGUGUACACGCACCCCCGAGCUGCAGAGUGUCUUUGCCACUGCGCAUGAGCAGCUUCGCUCGGCAUGUGAGAGUUGGGAGGGAGCCCCGGAGGAGAUGUCGAUUCUGACGAAAGCUCUGCGGGCCAAGUUCGAUGGAUUGGAGAGGAUGCGGGAGCAGAUUUUGGAUUGUGCUGGAUCGCAGCCCUCUUGA
This is a messenger RNA of Penicillium daleae, 1536 nucleotides long. RefSeq lists its product as uncharacterized. Gene Ontology annotation, cellular component: TRAMP complex; nucleolus. Gene Ontology annotation, biological process: RNA 3'-end processing. The coding region runs from base 1 to 1536 and encodes 511 amino acids. Gene Ontology annotation, molecular function: poly(A) RNA polymerase activity; mRNA binding. The transcript has a single exon. The record is from RefSeq and is a predicted model, not a curated record. NCBI's taxonomy places the organism in Eukaryota, Fungi, Ascomycota, Eurotiomycetes, Eurotiales, Aspergillaceae.